UAUUCUUGCCUUGCUCAUCCGGAAAGCCAAGAACGAUGCCGAUGGGAACAAAGCACGGCCUUUUAUCUUAGCUAUCCAUUCCUAUAACAAACCCUCUAGCAGCGUGCAGCGUCCCCUCCUUAAUAUCUUCUCCAAUUCGAUUCAAUGUUAUCCGUACUUGUGCCUUCAAGGUAGAAGAAGAAUGGGCUUUGCGAUCAGAGAUCACGACUCCAAACUUGUCGUAGUUGGAGGAUGAUGCAUAUUCGACGUGGCUAUCAUGGGAGCAGAGCUAAGAACUGCGUGGAAGAGCAUCACCUAUACAAUGCUUAUUCUGGAUGAAAUGGUGGAUUUUGUCUGCAAUCUCUGCUCUCACUUGUGCUGCUGCCGCGCCGUCUCAGAGCCCGAAACACAGAACCCGGCGAGCGGCGGAGAGAUGGACGGCGGCGGCGGCGGAGGGGAAGGGAUCACCCAUCGGACGGUGGCGGUGAACGGGAUUAACAUGCACGUGGCGGAGAAGGGGGAGGGGCCGGUGGUGCUCCUGGUCCACGGCUUUCCGGAGCUCUGGUACACGUGGCGCCACCAGAUCCAUGGCCUCGCUGCCCGUGGCUUCCGCGCCGUCGCCCCCGACCUCCGCGGCUUCGGCGACACCGACGCCCCGCCUGGCGUCUCCUCCUACUCCAUAUUCCACCUCGUCGGCGACCUCGUCGCCCUCAUCGAUUCCCUCGGCCAAGACCAGGUGUUUGUGGUGGGGCACGACUGGGGCGCGAUGGUGGCGUGGAGUUUGUGUAUGUUUCGGCCGGAGAAGGUGAGAGCUGUGGUGAAUUUGAGUGUGGCGUUCACGCCUCGGAAACCGGCCAGGAAGUCGGUGGAGUAUUUGAGGUCCCUCUAUGGAGACGACUACUACGUUUGCCGAUUCCAGAUGACAUUGAUUGGCUCUAAGUACCAAAGAGUUUCCAACUGUCUCUUAAUUAACAUUUUUGAAUGCGGUAGGAACCUGGAGCAGCAGAAGCAGAAUUUGCGCGUCUUGGUACAGCAUUGGUUCUCGAAAAGUUUUACACAUAUCACUCUCCAGAUCCCCUUUUUAUCCCCAAGGAAGGAUGGGGUUCCCCUGACACUGAAAUCCCAUUGCCUUCUUGGCUCUCGAAAGAUGACAUCAAAUAUUAUGCUAGCAAAUUUGAGAAGACUGGUUUUACAGGAGGACUGAACUAUUAUCGGUGUUUAGACUUAAAUUGGGAGCUUACAGCACCAUGGACUGGGGCGCACAUAAAGGUACCAGCAAAGUUCAUUGUGGGAGAUGUAGACCUGACUUACCAUACACCUGGAAUCCAGGACUACAUACACAAGGUUGGUUUCAAGAGUUAUGUUCCAUUACUUGAGGAAGUAGUUGUAAUGAAAGGAGUAGGCCACUUCAUCAAUGAGGAAAAACCACAUGAAAUUACUGUGCAUAUUUACAACUUCAUCAAGAAAUUCUGAUUUGCAAUUAUAAUUCUUGUUAAGCUCAAUUCUGGUGCAGCCAUCUAUGUUGCAUAUAAAUAAAGCAAUUAUGUCAAACAGCUUAAUGGAAGCUGUUGUGCGAUUGUAUAUCUAUGUAACUUGUGUGCAUUUGUUUUGGUCUUGGAGGAUUUCCUCCUGUUUAUCGCAACUGAUUGGUUGAAGAUGUAGCUGUGGUGUGAAUUGUUGGAACCGAUCAUUAAAUAUAGCUCGCAGCAUAUGUUCCAUGAGUA
Molecule: messenger RNA, 1703 nt
Organism: Phoenix dactylifera (date palm)
Lineage: Eukaryota; Viridiplantae; Streptophyta; Magnoliopsida; Arecales; Arecaceae
Product: epoxide hydrolase 1-like
Molecular function (GO): catalytic activity
Source: RefSeq, a predicted model, not a curated record